Messenger RNA from Erigeron canadensis, 3255 nucleotides. Its product is annotated as chaperone protein ClpB4, mitochondrial. Gene Ontology annotation, molecular function: ATP binding; ATP hydrolysis activity. Gene Ontology annotation, biological process: protein refolding; cellular response to heat. Lineage: Eukaryota; Viridiplantae; Streptophyta; Magnoliopsida; Asterales; Asteraceae. The record is from RefSeq and is a predicted model, not a curated record. Gene Ontology annotation, cellular component: cytoplasm. The transcript has 10 exons. Bases 152 to 3091 code for a protein of 979 amino acids.
CAAUUCUUCUCCAAGUUUCCUCCUCCUCACUCUGCUUUCACACCCAAAUUCCUUUCCUUUUGAAAACCUUUUUAUCAAAUUUCCAUCUUCCACCCAAAACCACCACAAAUAAAUAAAUAAAUAAAUAUAAUCAUAAAUCAAGUAGCGUCGUAUGGCUACUACAGUCAUGAUUCGUCGGACAGCCGCAACCAAGCUCACUAAAUCCGCUCUUAUUCUUCUUCUCGACGGCUCUCAAUCACGCUUCCGUUUCUCAUCUCUCGCUCCUGACUCCCACAUUUUAUCAUCCAAUUAUCAUGCCGCCAGACAUGUCUCCCCCAACCAUAUACUUGUACCUAAUGUCGGACCUAACAGCAACAGCAGCAGGAGUACGAUGAUGAUGUCUUUCUCAAACCCUACUACUCGGCGCCUUUUUUCCACUUGUACUGAUUCAUCUAAUCAGUUCAAUGAUAAAAACUACACUGAGAUGGCGUGGGAGGGGAUUGUUGGUGCCGUAGAGGCGGCACGAGGCAGCAAACAACAAAUUGUGGAGUCUGAGCAUUUAAUGAAAGCCCUUUUGGAGCAAAAAGACGGUUUAGCAAGACGAAUACUAACAAAGGCCGGUUUAGAUAACUCAUCGGUUCUGCAAGCUACAAAUAACUUUAUAGCUCAACAGCCAACGGUCAGUGAUGCAAGUGCCCCUAGAUUAGGCCCGCAUUUGAAUACUUUGUUGGAAAAUGCAAGAAAAUUCAAGAAAGAAAUGGGGGAUGAUUUUGUUUCUGUGGAACAUCUUGUGUUGGCUUUCCUUUCGGAUAAGAGAUUUGGGAAGCAAUUGUUCACAAACCUGCAGCUGAGUGAGCAAUCGUUAAAGGAAGCUGUUCAAGCUGUCCGUGGAAAUCAGAAAGUAACUGAUCAAAACCCUGAGGGUAAAUACCAGGCACUGGAAAAAUAUGGUAAUGACUUGACUGAACUUGCUAGAAAGGGUAAACUUGACCCAGUGAUAGGCCGGGAUGAUGAAAUCAGGCGGUGCAUUCAGAUAUUGUCUAGAAGAACAAAAAAUAACCCUGUUAUCAUUGGUGAGCCUGGUGUCGGGAAAACUGCAAUUGCUGAAGGAUUAGCUCAAAGAAUCGUACGUGGAGAUGUCCCCGAGCCUCUCAAGAAUCGUAAGGUGAUUUCCCUUGAUAUGGGCUCAUUGCUUGCUGGUGCUAAAUUCCGAGGAGAUUUUGAGGAGCGGCUUAAAGCUGUUCUUAAAGAGGUCACUGCCUCCAAUGGCCAAAUUGUUUUAUUCAUCGAUGAAAUUCAUACCGUUGUUGGUGCUGGAGCUGCUGGUGGAGCAAUGGAUGCUGGAAAUUUAUUAAAACCAAUGCUUGGUCGGGGUGAACUUCGAUGUAUUGGAGCUACAACAUUAAAUGAAUACAGAAAAUACAUUGAAAAGGACCCUGCUUUGGAACGUAGGUUUCAACAAGUCUUUUGUGAUCAACCGUCUGUUGAGGACACAAUAUCCAUUCUUCGUGGACUGCGUGAGCGGUAUGAAUUACAUCAUGGUGUUAAAAUAUCUGAUGGUGCCCUCGUUUCUGCUGCUGUUCUUGCGGAUCGAUACAUAACUGAGCGCUUCUUGCCUGACAAAGCAAUUGAUCUGGUAGACGAAUCUGCUGCAAAACUUAAAAUGGAGAUUACAUCUAAGCCCACUGAGUUGGACGAGAUUGAUCGAGCUGUGCUGAAGCUCGAGAUGGAGAAACUAUCUCUCAAAAACGACACUGAUAAAGCAUCGAAGGAACGAUUGACCAAACUGGAAAGUGAUUUAGAAUCUUUGAAACAAAAACAGAAAGAGUUAAAUGAUCAGUGGGAAAGUGAAAAGGCGCUGAUAACCCGCAUAAGGUCCAUCAAGGAGGAGAUUGAUAGGGUAAACCAAGAAAUGGAAGCAGCUGAACGUGAUUAUGAUCUGAACCGUGCGGCUGAACUCAAAUAUGGAACAUUAAUGAAUCUUCAACGCCAGUUAGUUGAAGCCGAGAAAAAUCUUUCUGACUAUCAGCAUUCUGGGAAAUCUUUGUUGCGUGAAGAAGUUACCGAUAUUGACAUUGCUGAAAUUGUUAGCAAAUGGACGGGAAUACCCUUAUCAAAUCUCCAACAGUCAGAGAGAGAUAAACUUGUGUCACUUGAAAAUGUUCUGCAUAAGAGAGUUGUUGGUCAAGAUAUGGCAGUCAAAUCUGUUGCAGACGCAAUACGACGCUCACGAGCAGGACUCUCUGAUCCAAACAAGCCAAUAGCUAGUUUCAUGUUCAUGGGCCCAACGGGUGUCGGAAAGACCGAGCUUGGGAAGGCCCUGGCCAGUUACCUCUUCAACACAGAGAAUGCUCUUGUGAGGAUUGAUAUGAGUGAGUAUAUGGAAAAACAUGCUGUCUCGAGAUUAGUUGGCGCGCCACCCGGCUAUGUUGGAUAUGAAGAAGGUGGUCAACUUACUGAGGCGGUGCGUCGGAGGCCAUACUCUGUCGUUCUUUUUGAUGAAAUUGAGAAGGCACAUCAUGAUGUGUUCAACAUUCUGCUACAAUUGUUAGAUGAUGGACGAAUAACCGAUUCACAAGGAAGGAGAGUUAGCUUUACAAAUACGGUGGUUAUAAUGACAUCUAACAUUGGGUCACAUUAUAUAUUGGAUACCCUUCAGAGUACCCAUGAUAGCAAGGACGCGGUUUAUGAUUUAAUGAAAAGGCAGGUUGUUGAAUUGGCUAGGAAGACCUUUCGGCCAGAGUUCAUGAAUAGGAUUGAUGAAUAUAUCGUUUUCCAACCACUUGAUGCAUCACAAAUCAGACAUAUUGUUGAGAUUCAGUUGAAUCGUGUGAAAGGCAGGCUGAAACAGAAAAAAAUCGACCUUCAUUUUACCAAGGAAGCUACUGACAUACUUGGGAAACUUGGGUUUGACCCCAACUUUGGAGCAAGGCCGGUCAAGAGAGUUAUUCAGCAGAUGGUUGAAAAUGAGAUUUCUAUGGGGAUAUUAAGAGGAGACUUUAAUGAAGAUGAUACUAUAAUUGUGGAAGCUUCCUCGUCAGCCAAGGAUGGUGUGCAGAUUAGGAAACUAGAGAGCCAAGCGGGAGUGGAGGACAUGGUUGCGAAUAAUUAAUCCAUGUGAGUUGUUUAUAAAUGGAACAUACUUGUAGUUUUGGUCUUUUUUCCUGUUGGCAACAUUAUCUACAGAUGCGUUCUUUCUUCAUUGAUUUCGUUAGAUUAAUGUUAGAGCCAUAUAUAGGGUAUAUAAUAAUAUAAUGAAGCAAGUUACUGAACCAA